Messenger RNA from Rubroshorea leprosula, 850 nucleotides. The record is from the annotation of a GenBank genome assembly. Lineage: Eukaryota; Viridiplantae; Streptophyta; Magnoliopsida; Malvales; Dipterocarpaceae.
AAAUCGGAGCUUAAACCUUAAACCCCAAAUGGCGUUCGGUAUCCCAAGUCCUAAUCAAAGACACUUUCUCGUUUACCUCCGUUGAGCGAUGCAGAGAUUCUGCACGAAGCUCCGUUCCUUGGCUGCACAAUCAAGCCAAACGCUCCCUUCCCUCUACGCCUCGCGUCGCCUCGUCCAUUUCUCGUCUCCUGGGAUCCACUUCAGUUCGAGCAAAUGGAGCUUUAGGUCACUUCUCACCAAUGCUGCUUCUCCUCCCCAUCGCUACCCUUCAGUUGCUCUUGGAUCCUUCGGCACGUCUCCGUUGUCUCCUUCUUUGGUCCAAGUCAGGCAUGUUUCAUCAAGAGAGAGAGCAAAGAGGAGGAAGCCAAUGACACCUCGAACAUCAAAGCUUAAGAAAAUUAAGAUGAAGUCUUAUUCGUCCUAUAAAGACAGAUUUAGAACAAUGAGUGAUGGGCAGAUUCGUCGCUGGAGGGAGGGCAAAAACCAUAAUGCACACUUGAAGUUGCAUUUUCGUUUAAGCAGUCUGGAGUAGUUGUCAAGUUUGCAAUAGGUCACAAUAGAUUUGUGUAUGCCUAGAAAAUUUGAUGGUGGGAUGGUAUGGUAUGUCUAGUCCAUGAACUGGUUUUUUACUGCAUUAUGUUAAGGAACAGUAUCAUUUGGAUUUUCUGGAGGGCAUUCAGUGUAGUUGGUUUCUGAAUUUGAGGGCAGUUACUUUGCAGGUAUAUUGGGUAUUAAAUUUUCAGUUACAGUUUUACAGACUUACCUAUUGUAUUCUCCAGGGAUAUACUCAAGCGUUUUUUUGAAUUAGAACCAUUGGGGUGUUACAGAUUAGUAAAUGAACCUUUAUGAG